AUGAUUAUAAUUGAGCUUGAAGGAGGGCAAAGACGCAGACGCUCUGGUUAUGUAUUAGACUCCUUUCUGUCUCUUGGUGCCAAGUGUCAUCGAGAUGACUAUUCUCUGAAACGAGCUGCUUUUGAGUAUGUUGUCAAGAAUCGAAAGAGUAUCAUGGAGUCGACUGUGUUUGUCGACUGGGUAAAGGGAGACGAUACGUCUCUGCUGAAGAUGGAGAUUUUGGAGGCUUUUAGGAGGAAUAUGUAG
Synchytrium microbalum is the source of this 246-nucleotide messenger RNA. RefSeq lists its product as uncharacterized. The transcript is spliced from 2 exons. Bases 1 to 246 code for a protein of 81 amino acids. NCBI's taxonomy places the organism in Eukaryota, Fungi, Chytridiomycota, Chytridiomycetes, Synchytriales, Synchytriaceae. The record is from RefSeq and is a predicted model, not a curated record.